This is a messenger RNA of Strigops habroptila (Kakapo), 1066 nucleotides long. RefSeq names its product serine/threonine kinase 19 (gene WHR1). The annotation marks the transcript as partial. NCBI's taxonomy places the organism in Eukaryota, Metazoa, Chordata, Aves, Psittaciformes, Psittacidae. Gene Ontology annotation, biological process: positive regulation of Ras protein signal transduction; protein phosphorylation. The record is from RefSeq and is a predicted model, not a curated record. The transcript has 5 exons. Gene Ontology annotation, molecular function: protein serine/threonine kinase activity.
CACAAGGAGGUUGGUUCAGGCCCAUGCACCCCCUCAUUGUAAGAGUGGUUCAGUCUGGUGACCCCCAUGGUGGGGCUCCAUGGGUGAGGCCAAUCCCCAUUGUUCCAAUGGGGUUCAAUCCCCCCCCCAUAUAACCUCAUGGUUCAGUCCAACCCCCCGAUUGGCCAACAUGGUUCAGUGCAACCUCAUUGGCCCAACGUGGCUCUAUCCACCCCUUAAAUCCACAUGGUUCCAUCCAUUUCCCCCCAUUGGUUCACGUGGUUCAGUCCAAUCCCCCCCCCAAGGGUUCGCAAGGUUCAGUCCAACCCCCCCAUAGUCUCCACAUGGUUCAGUCCACCCCCUAUUGGCCCAACGUGGCUCAGUCCCCCCCAUUAAAUCCAAAUGGUUCCAUCCAUACCCCCCCAUUGCCCCCACAUGGUUCAGCCCAUUCCCCAUUGGCCCCUAUUUAACCACGUGGUUCAGCCCAUUCCGCCCCCCCCAAAUCGCACCCAAGUGGUUCCGUCCUUCAACAAAGCCACGCCCCCUCCCCGACCCUUUGACGUCAUCAAGGCGGCGACAGACGCGGCGUGACGUCAGCCGGCGGCGACAGAGGCGGGACCAACCCCCCCCCCAUGAGCCGCCGCCGCCGCUGCGGGGAUGGGACCGAAGCGAAGAGACGGCGCCGGGACGGCAGCCCCGGCGCGGUGGAGGCCGCCCUGGGGGCUCUGGCCGCGCUCUUCCCGGCCGGGCUCUUUGGGGACCUGCUGCCCCCCCUGGUCCUGCGCCACCAGCUCUACAGCAUCGUCAGCGACCGCACGGCCGUGGACCGGCACCUCGACCGGCUCCGGGCUGAUGGUCGCAUCCGGCUGCUCCAUGUGGGGCUGGGCACGGACACGCUGGGGGUGGUCUCUAUGGAUUCCUAUAGGGAGAAGGUGCUGGCGGGGGCCGCGGGGUCCCCCCGGGCCCCCCUGAUCCGCAGGUUCCUGGACGGAGCCGUCGCCGUGAGCCCGGCGCUGGGAUACGAGGAGCGGGACCUGCGGGAAUGGGGCUUCGGGGACCGGGACAUCACGCAGCUGGUGGCCGCGGG